UAGAACAAAUCUAAAAGAGAAAUUUCAAAAACACCGUCGAGAGAAUAUUUUAUUUUUGCAAACUUCGUUGAGGACUCAUAAACAUACUACUACAUCGUACAAACGUAUCUAUCUUCGUAGUCUGAAAUUUCUUAUCGUACUCACCACGUCCUUAAUAACCCCGCAAUGGCGACGGCUCACCUGCACUCCCACGACGGAGGCGCCACCAACCAUUCCCACGAUGGCUUCUCGGUCGCCGAGCACGGGCACUCACACGAGAUCCUCGAUGGGCCUGGGAGUUUCCUCGGGCGAGAGAUGCCCAUCAUCGAGGGCCGUAAUUGGAACGAGAGAGCCUUUACCGUUGGAAUCGGAGGCCCCGUCGGCUCCGGCAAAACCGCCCUAAUGCUAGCCCUCUGCCUAGCCCUCCGCCAGCAAUACUCCAUCGCAGCCGUAACCAACGACAUCUUCACCCGCGAAGACGCCGAGUUCCUCACGCGGCACUCUGCCCUCCCCGCCCCUCGCAUCCGCGCCAUCGAAACCGGCGGCUGCCCCCACGCCGCCGUCCGCGAGGACGUAUCCGCGAACCUAGCCGCCCUCGAGGACCUGCACCGCGCCUUCGCCACCGACCUCCUGCUCAUCGAGUCCGGCGGCGACAACCUAGCCGCCAACUACAGCCGCGAGCUCGCCGACUUCAUCGUCUACGUCAUCGACGUCAGCGGCGGCGAUAAGAUCCCCCGGAAGGGCGGGCCGGGCAUCACCCAGAGCGACUUGUUGGUCGUGAACAAGACGGAUUUGGCCGAGGCCGUGGGCGCGGAUCUGGGCGUCAUGGAACGCGAUGCUAGGAAGAUGAGGGAGGGGGGGCCGACGGUGUUUGCGCAGGUGAAGAAGGGGGUUGGUGUGGACCAUAUUGUUAAUUUGAUUGUUAGUGCGUGGAAGGCUAGUGGUGCUGAGGAGGUGUGUAAGGCGAAGGGGGGGCCGAAGCCGACGGCUGGGUUGGAGACGUUGGUUUAGGUAGGUUAUGUUGAAUAUAAGGUAAUUAAAGAUUCACUAUUAGCCAUAUUAUGCUAUUUUAAGUGUGGCACUGAGACGGGUUGAACUUGAACGAGAAAUAUAUGUGUAACCAAAUAGGUAC
This is a messenger RNA of Daldinia loculata, 1111 nucleotides long. RefSeq names its product urease accessory protein UreG. The transcript is spliced from 2 exons. Lineage: Eukaryota; Fungi; Ascomycota; Sordariomycetes; Xylariales; Hypoxylaceae. Gene Ontology annotation, molecular function: GTPase activity; nickel cation binding. The record is from RefSeq and is a predicted model, not a curated record. Bases 166 to 990 code for a protein of 274 amino acids.